UAGACCUAGAGGCAGCCCCUGCCUUUCUUAUCAGGCACAUUCUAGGAGAGGCAUUCAAAUGCCACUUCUUCUUAGAAGCCCUCCUUGUUCCUGCUUCUAAGAAUAUUUUCCCAAUGCAGGCAUGGGUUAGAAACCUGCUGCUCCUGGCCCCUGCAGCCACACCCUGGAAUGCUGGCCGCAAGGAUAACCAGGUGCAAACCGUCUCUGGAGCCGAGCAUUGCGGUGCAUUGAGGAGACCAGAGGCUUUAAGGAACACUGCAUGGCUCAGUACAGAUGGUGAGAAAGAAAAGAGCGGUGAUGUGCAGAGCACCUGGGUCUGAGUGAAGGUAUUGUGCUCCCAGCGAGCUCCUCCUCCUGCCCUGAAGAAGAUGGUGGGUUUUUCUGCCUGUUCUGCUGGCUUUCUCUUCCCUCUCCUCCUCCUCCAGCUGCCCACAUGGUGCUCGGCAGCAUCUGGGUUUUCUGUGAAGGGACCAGCUGAACCCGUCAUGGCCCUGCUGGGGGCGGAUGCCACUCUGCCCUGCCAGCUGUCCCCUGAGCAGAGUGCAGCCCACAUGCACAUCCGGUGGUACCGAGCCCAGCUCUCCCCCGCUGUGCUCGUGCACCAGGACGGACAGGAACACGAUGGAGAACAAAUGCCGGAGUACCGUGGCAGGGCGGAGCUGGUGGCGGACUCCAUCGGCAAGGGGGCCGUGGCCCUGCUGAUACGCCACGUCCGUGCCGCUGACAAUGGCCAGUACCGUUGUUAUUUUAAAGAUGGUCCCAUCUCCCAGGAGGCCACUGUGGAGCUGCAUGUUAUAGGCUUGGGCUCUGUCCCUCACAUUCACAUGACGGGGCCUGAGGAUCGCGGGAUUCGAGUGCUGUGUUCCUCAGGCGGCUGGUUCCCAAAACCCAGGCUGCAGUGGAGUGACACGGGGGGAGUGAAGCUCCCAUCCCUCUCUGAGUCUCAGACCCAGGAUGGAGAUGGGCUCUUCUACAUGGAGGCAUCACUUGUGGUCACAGACAGUUCUCUGGGCAAUGUGACCUGCUCCAUCCAGAAUCCCCUUUCUGGGCAGGAGAAAGUGGCCACCAUCUUCCUCCCAGAGCCCUUCUUCCCCAAGAUGUGUCCGUGGAAGGCAGCCCUGGCUGGAACACUCCCUGUGCUGGUGCUCCUCCUCAGUGGGAUCAGCUACACUGGCUGGCGAGAACAUCUAGCCAAAGAGAGAGCAGUGAAGAAGAGGAAGAAAGAAUCUCAUGAAAGAGAUCAGAUGAAGAGUGAAAAAGAAAUGGCACAUAAUGCCAAAGCAAAUCUCACAGCAGAGCUCGGAAGGAGAAAGAAGCUGUACGCAGCAGAUUGGAAGAAGGCCCUGCUAUAUCCUGACUGGAGGAAGGAGCAGUUCGAGCUUGCCCCUGUGACUCUAAAUCAUAAACAUUUUUGCCAGAACAAUUCUGACCCAGAGAGAAAAGAGAACAUGGGAGAGGAAACACAGGAUCUCUAUCUUAGUAAAAACCAAGGAGACCAAAACCUUAUCACGCUUAAUAUGGAAGGCUUCACUUCACGGAGAUACUAUUGGGAGGUGGACAUUGAGGACACCUGUGAGUGGACUCUAGGCAUUUAUGAAAAGCCCAAAGACAGCAGUGGAUCACCCCAAGAUCCACUAAGGAAGAAAUUCAGAGUCUUGGAGAAGAAGGGAUGUGAAUACAGGGCUCUCACCUGUUGUCUCCAAGGCAUUUCUCUAGAAGAGCCUCUCCGGAUAGAAGUGUGUCCAAAAAAGAUUGUGAUUUUCUUGGAUUAUGAAGAUAAUGACAUUUCUUUCUACAACAUGACUGAUGGUGCCCAUAUUUUUUCCUUCACCCAGGCUGGAUUCUCUGGGUCACUGUAUCCUUACUUCAAACUGAAGUCCAUGGAGCUCUCUCCAUCUGUUCAAUAGUGAACAACUUAGAGGAAAAACCUAGACCAUGGAGGCAGGAGCCCAUGAAUGCUCCGAGAGCACUGCUGGGACUCCAGUCCUGGUGGCUGGCCUCAAGCCCACCGAUUUUGAGGCCUCUUUGCCCAAGGCCUUGUAAGUCUGCAUGACCAGAGCUUCUGACCACAUCAAGCAGUGUUUCUUAAACAAUCUGCAGAGAAGAGUCAUUUUUGGUUAUUGUUAUAAAUAUAUUAUUUCUUGAUUUAUAUAUAAUAUAUCACAGACUGAUCAUUUUCUAAAAUAAAUUACUGAAAAAUGAAGUGAAUAAAAAACAAAAAUGCAAAGA
Messenger RNA from Phyllostomus hastatus (greater spear-nosed bat), 2229 nucleotides. Its product is annotated as butyrophilin-like protein 1. The record is from RefSeq and is a predicted model, not a curated record. Gene Ontology annotation, cellular component: external side of plasma membrane. The coding region runs from base 369 to 1907 and encodes 512 amino acids. The transcript has 10 exons. Gene Ontology annotation, molecular function: signaling receptor binding. Lineage: Eukaryota; Metazoa; Chordata; Mammalia; Chiroptera; Phyllostomidae. Gene Ontology annotation, biological process: T cell receptor signaling pathway; regulation of cytokine production.